AUGGAUUUCAUACUCUCCCUCACCCACUUCUGCGAAGUCCACGGCCCAACCUCCAUCCUCUGCUCCCAGGUCGCACCCACCAUCUGCGCACAGUGCGAUUCGAACGACCGCGAGUUCUCGCCCACUGACACUCCGCUCUCCUCGAACGGCGGAGCUUCGCCGGCCUCCGGUCAUAAUGGAAAGUCAGGAAAGCAGCCCAAGGCAGCAGCGUCGUUGGAUUGCAAGAGCAAUUCGGACCUGGAGCCGCUCUCGUCGCCCCCCUCCGCCUCAGCUCCGACCACCGCGACCAGACUCGAGGAACACCCGUGGUUCAUAAGCGGCCAGUAUACAAAGGUCGACACGGCCAAGUUCAACUGUUUUGGCGGUGCGGAGGGAGAUACCUGCGCGAGCUGCCGGCUCACCGUGCCGGACGACAUCAGCAAGCAGCUCCCGCCGGGCGCCCCGGGCACGAUGAAGGAAAAUGGCCAGGGCAGAAACGGCAGCCCGGUGCUGAGAUCCAGAGAGAUGGUCUACUCGUGCCACGACGGCAUUUCCCACGCGCACGCGCACUCGCACGCCCACCACUCCAAUUCCACCUCCGCGCGCUCCUCCUACUCGUCCGACUCCUCAUGCCACACCCACGUCGUGACCUACCUGUCCAUGCGCGGACCGCCCAAUCCCACCAACUACUCGAUUCUGCGCCGUGCGUCCAUCCGCACCCUGAGCUGCGAAUACCUUCCCCGCGGCCUGUCCUCGGGGCCCCUGUCGUUCGGCGAUCCAGUGACCGGCUACACCAUCGCCUACGUCUUCCGUCUGCCCGACCCCGCCGCGCGCGGCAAGAGACGCAGCUAUGCGCUCGUUGCGUUGGCAGGCAAGGAUGCAGGCCGAGCGUUUCGCGCGAGUCCGGUGAUCUGGCGUGUCUUUGGUCGUAUCGCACACAACCUGGUGACUUCGGCGGAGAGGUCUGAAGAGCGGGAGAAACGCCGUGGGGCGGGCGCCGCCGCCGUCCCUAAUACUACUACUGCUGCUACUGCUACUGCUACUGCUGCUGCUCCGGUACCGGCCUCGACGCGCACCGUGCCGCAAUACACUCCCAUCUCGUCCUUCCUCACGGGCCGCACGCUGGACCCGGACGGCCAGCGGCGGCGGGCGGGCCAGGUGCGCGCACGCAAUCUCGCGGAAAUCGUCGACAACGAGUUCAUCUUCGCCGAGAUCCAUGCCCAGUUCGUGGCCUUGCUCCAGCAGCUCGGCGGCAUGUUUGGGGGCUCGCGGAUUCCCGAGAAUCGGUUGAACCCGGAGGCCGCGUGCGACGAGACCGAGGAGCACUUCCCCCGGCCUGCUCCGACCGCUAACCACCACAACCACCACUUCUUGCGCGCCGCCGCCACGACGAGGACCACCACCGCGACCGCUGCUCGCGCCGCCGCGGCGGCUCCGUCGGCGCCCUCGGCGCUCUCCACCGCCUCCCGAACCUCCGCCAGAGCUGCCGCUGCUGCUGCUGCUGCUACUGCCCGCGUGCGGUGCGACUCCCCCAAGUCGCCCGUCGGCGCCAUGCAGCUGACGCCGAAGCCCAUCCCCAUCUCUCACCGACGCCAUUACGCCGCCUAG
Ophidiomyces ophidiicola is the source of this 1587-nucleotide messenger RNA. RefSeq lists its product as uncharacterized. The transcript is spliced from 2 exons. The coding region runs from base 1 to 1587 and encodes 528 amino acids. NCBI's taxonomy places the organism in Eukaryota, Fungi, Ascomycota, Eurotiomycetes, Onygenales, Onygenaceae. Gene Ontology annotation, biological process: positive regulation of GTPase activity; positive regulation of TORC1 signaling. Gene Ontology annotation, molecular function: GTPase activator activity. The record is from RefSeq and is a predicted model, not a curated record. Gene Ontology annotation, cellular component: cytosol.